GCAUAAUGGGCAAGAAAUGACAUGACAGCUGAGCCCUAAGAGCAGGGGCAUCCACAUAUAUAGCGCCUUUCAUGGCAUCCCAGAUAAGUGACAUGCAAAUAAGUCCAAAUCCUGACAGAUUCACUCAGAGGUCAAGGAUCUUCAUGUUUGGUGCCAGUCUGUCACUGCCAACUGUGGGCACCAUCUAGACAGUGUGGUCUUGCUGGUAGCCAAUGGUGAGGUGAGGCAGAUGGGCACCUCAGAACCGUGAAUGUGGAGGCAAAACCCGACACUGCAUUUAUUUAAGUAGAGAUGCUGUGAAUGGCAUGAAGGUGGCACACAUGGUGACCUACGACACUGUAGGUGUGACUUUGGCACGUUCGGAGCUCACGCCUUCUGUAGGCCCAAAUCCAGCACCAUGAUGUCACUUUUGGUGUCUCACUUCUCUCUAGUGACCGAGGUUCUUCACUAAUUAACUUGAAUGAGUUCCACUCGGUGGCACCUUUGACAAAUUGGUGGUCUUGGCUCUCUUUGUUAUCCCCUUAUUGUUCUCCCUCUGCCUAUGCUAACAUGUCUUUGGUCGUCAGAUCUUCAUAAUCCUCUUGUUCAGCUGUCAUUAUCUGGUGUUUUAUUGUCUACGAAGGGCACUUUAGCCUCUUGUGUUUCUUAUUUUAUUGAUCCUUGAAAUGCCUAAGUGAUGCCCCUCAACCCACUGACCUUGUUUUACGUGAACACCACCCAGCACUUGUCCCUGCGCUGCCCACACAGACUUUGUUCUCGGCUUUCCACGCCUAAAAGGAUUUCCCAGCGACCCCCAUUAUUAUUAUUCCCAGAGUACCUAAACGGUGGCAGGCGGGCACAUUGCUGGCAGCAGUCCGCUCCUCCUCUAUUGCAGGGGGCCGCACCUCUUAAUACCUGAACAAUGGCCGAGACUAAUCUCGUUCUCAGUUUCCACCGCUGCCAGGGCUCAACUGGACGCUGGAAUACCUGACCGAAGGCCAAGACCACAGACCACCAUUUGUGCUCGUUUGCUACUUCAGAAUGGACUUGACCCGAGCGAGCACCGGGGUCCUGGACAAACCAGGAAAGUCGAACACUAGAAGUUAAAAGAGAAGACCCCACGCGACCCAAACGAUUCAAGUCAAAGUCCACCUGGCUGUUCAGCGCUUGCCGUCUUUAUCUUCUCAAGCCAGGACCACAUCAAGUCCAGCCACUGCCUGAAGAUGGGGGGGAAGAAAUGGCUGGUGGGUGCGGCCAUGUUGUCAGCGGUCAUCGCUCUCGUCCUUCUCCUGGUCAACCUGACGUGGGUCAGCCUGCCCGUGGGCUACAAGUAUGGCUUGGUCUUUGACGCCGGGUCCACUCACACCGCCCUCUUCUUGUAUAAGUGGCAGGAGGACAAGCAGAACAGCACAGGACUGGUCACUCAGGUUAUGGUCUGCGAUGUGAAAGGCCCAGGAAUCUCGAGCUACGCCACCAACCCUCCGGCCGCCGGUCAGUCCCUCAAGGUCUGCCUGGACACUGCGGUGGCCACCGUCCCUCAAGAGAAGCAGCGGGAGGCUCCCGUCUACCUGGGUGCCACUGCUGGCAUGCGACUGCUUAACAUCACCAGCCCCAGCCAGUCUGACCAGGUGCUGGCCGAGGUAGCCAAGUUCAUCCAGCUCUACCCAUUUGACUUCCGCGGCGCCCGCAUCAUCUCUGGAGACGAGGAGGGGGCCUACGGUUGGGUGACCAUCAACUACCUGCUGCAGUCCUUCAUCAAGUGCACAUUUGAAGGCAAGUGGAAGCUGCCAACUAGUGCCAAGACCCUCGGGGCGAUGGAUCUCGGAGGAGCGUCCACCCAGCUGACCUUCACGCCGGCUGUGGCCAUUAAAGACAAGAACUACGAGUCCAACUUCACCCUCUACGGGAACAAAUACAACGUCUACACGCACAGCUACCUGUGUUACGGCAAGGAGCAGGCCAUGAAGAAGGUGCAGGCCAACCUGAUCCAGCCCUCAAGUCUCUCAAAUCCCAUUGACCACCCCUGCUACCCCACCGACUACCAGCUGAACAUCACGCUUGGCGCCAUCUUCAACUCUCCCUGUGUCUCGUACUUGGGCAGUGCCAACCUCAACACGCUGGUCAUCUUCACCGGGACAGGAAAUGCCAGAAAGUGCCAGGAAAUCAUCAGGGGCAUCUUCAACUUCCAGGCUUGCGGCUUGAAUGCAGACUGCACCUUCGAUGGCGUCUAUCAGCCCCCCAUCAGCGGCAGCUUCUUUGCGUUUUCUGCCUUUUUCUACACGUUUGACAUUUUAAAGUUGACCCCUAAAGCAUCACUCAACGUCACUUUGGACACCAUCAGCAAGUUCUGCCAGAAGACCUGGGCUCAGCUCAAGGCCGAGUACCCCACUGAGAAGGAGGACCGCCUGCGUGACUACUGCACCUUGGGCUACUACAUCACCACCCUGCUGGUGGACGGCUACAAGUUCAACGGCACAUCCUGGGACAACAUUCAGUUCCAGAAGACGGCUGACUACAUGGACAUCGGCUGGACGCUGGGCUACAUGCUCAACUUGACCAACCUCAUCCCUUCCACAUCCCCUGGCCUUGUCAGAGGUCAUGGUCCAGGAGAGUGGACGGCCUCGGUCAUCUUCACUGUCUUUGCCGUAUUCCUCUGCUUGCUGGCCUUAAGUGUCCAGUGUCUGGAAUCCCGACAGAUGAGUUCUGAAUAGAGUGGACAUGUGGGACAUGUGGGUGACCCCUCAAGUCAGUCUUUGUUGUGUGUGGGCCCAGGCACCUUUAGAGUGGAUGACCACCAUGUAAACACACAGCUGUGAACGCACAAGGUGGCUCCUCCUGACGGGUCACCACCCACCCGCUGACCUCUGACCCCUCCCUGUGCACCGCCCCACACAUAGGUCUCCUCCCACCACACAUCAUGCAAGAUCACCACUGACCUUUGAACCUUUCUUCAGACUCUUCAGUCCUCUUAAUGAGGUAUCAUUGACCCUCCAUGGUGCCCUGGAUCUCCCCCAUCCUGGUCUCACAAGGCCUUUCUGCUUGACCCUUGAACUCUCCUCAAAGCCCCCACCAUGCCUGACACUUUUUGUUAUUCCUGUAGCUCCCUAACCUUUGACCCUUCCUAGUGUGGACACUUGACCCCUUCAUUGAGGUCCUCAUGCUUGUGUCACCUCUCCAGUCCCCCCUUCCUGCUGUCCUGUGAUUGGU
Messenger RNA from Polypterus senegalus (gray bichir), 3186 nucleotides. RefSeq names its product ectonucleoside triphosphate diphosphohydrolase 8-like. Gene Ontology annotation, molecular function: GDP phosphatase activity; UDP phosphatase activity. Gene Ontology annotation, cellular component: plasma membrane. Gene Ontology annotation, biological process: nucleoside diphosphate catabolic process. The record is from RefSeq and is a predicted model, not a curated record. Lineage: Eukaryota; Metazoa; Chordata; Cladistia; Polypteriformes; Polypteridae. The transcript has 11 exons. The coding region runs from base 1203 to 2690 and encodes 495 amino acids.